Messenger RNA from Camellia sinensis, 603 nucleotides. The record is from RefSeq and is a predicted model, not a curated record. Lineage: Eukaryota; Viridiplantae; Streptophyta; Magnoliopsida; Ericales; Theaceae.
GUUCAGGAUGAAGAAGAUAUAAUUAAAUUCUGUGAAGAAACUGGGUUACCUGUAGCACUGGAUGAAACCAUUGAAAAUGUCUAAGAAAAUUCUCUUGGAAUGCUGGCAAAGUUUACUCACUCAGGAGUAGUUGUUGUCGUCAUCAAACCAAGUGUUGUUGGGGCUUUUGAAAAUGCAGCAUUGAUUGCAAGCUGGGCUCAGCAGCAGGGGAAGAUGAGUGUUGUUAGUGCUACAGUUGAGAGUAGCCCAGGUUUGUCAGUUUAUGUCCAGUUCUCAUAUUAUCUUGAGCUGCAAAAGGCAGGUAUAUGUAUGGCAAUGAACAAGGAACCUUCCCCUUCUAUAGCACAUGGUCUUGGAAAUUACGGCUGGCUUAAAGAAGAUAUAACUUCUGAACCUCUGAAUAUUUGUCGUAAUCCAUGCAGUGGCUUCAUAGAAGCAUAUGUUGAUGAUGCUGGCCGUCUCUUAGGGAACUUUCAAGUCGACAACAAGAAUAAUGUACUUGUGUUUCUCCAUGGGUUUCUUGGAACUGUUGAAGACUGGAUACCCAUCAUGAAGGCCAUCUCAGGAUCUGCAAGAUGCAUUGCAGUUGACCUAGAGAAAUGA